AUGGCGGACGACUUUAAAUGCAAGGUUGCGCCGCCAGCUCAAGGCAACGAAGCUUCAACCGAUGGAUGGAUUGCUCACCCUGCCGCCGACGACAAGGCAGACAGAAUUAUGUGUGGCACUGCAGAUACGGGGGAGAAACCCUUCCGGUGUCUGCAUUGUCAGAAACACUACGGGAGGAGGGAUGUCCUUCGGCGACACAUACGAGAUCACCACGGCGAGGCGGGAGAAUUCUUGAAUGACGCCGGCGGAGUCGAGGUAUAUGAACGCAACGAAGGCAAUCUUUUUGCAGGCCACGCACAAAGCCUUCGCUCUCCUAGACGAGGUCUGGGGGAGGGCCACGAGCCUCUUAUCACGUCCACCCUAAAGGGAUCGAACAAUGUUGUCGACGAGGCCAACUCCAUCGACGAUCUGCCCCCCUUGGCGGGUCUCGCGUUCGAGGAAAUCUUCGAUUCGAUAACCGACCCUGUAAUAUCUGCUGCUCGAAUAGACAACAUGAUGGAUGCUGCUGUCUAUCCUCACCACACAUCACAGGCCCUACCUGAACAGGCCGACGACGGAACAACCGAGAGUUUCAGUGUGACGGAUGUUAUCUCGAUAUGUGGAGUUAAUGAGGAUAACAACUUGGACCCUUAUAUCCACUCCUCAGACAGCAAUGUCGGACAGUUGACCACUACUGAAUUUUUCGACGGGACAGGUGACCAGCAUCUCGAUGACUGCCUGUCUCCGACAACCUCUUUUGCCCUCACCUUUACAGAGACAAGCCUUCACGGACCCGAGUUGGGCGAGCAGUUUGAAUGGACUUUAGAGGAGACCGCCAAAGGACAACCGGAGUCGAUUGAGGCCAAUCAUACGAAGCACUAUUCUGGGGACGAGCGAUAUCAAGUUGAAAUUCCAGAACCUGUAUCAACUUCAGGGAUCAAUGGAAGGCCAUGGUUCAGUCUUGCCUCUUCCCGAUUGCCGAAACAUCUCCUCCUCCCGAGUGAAUCUGUUUGGCCCUCCAAGGUGAUGGGGAGAGGACAUCAACAGGCCUCGCGCAAUUGGUGGGAAUUUGUCAUCUGCUGCUGUGAAGCCAACAUCUUCUGCCGUCAAAGUGUCCAUACUGCCACAGAGUCGACAGAGAGCCCGACACUCGACUCGCACGCCUUUGGCUUCAAUGAGGAGUGCCGUUCACAGCUCAUGCAAGCUUUCUGUCUUUCGCAAUCGAACCGUCGGCCUGACAUGGCGGAUGUCCUGCCAUCACAACAAAUAUGGUCUCGUGGAGGCCGUCCAUCCAGCUUGGAAGCACAGUUUCCAUCACGGGAAGCUCUGUCGGCGUCCCUGGGCCUCUACUUUCGUCACUUUCACCCGCUCAUGCCUUUUAUCCACCGUGCGACUUUUCACGCCCCCACGGCAAACCUGUCGGUCCUCUUCGCCAUGUGUCUGAUCGGUCUCAUGCUCCUGGACGACGCACGAGCGAAAAGAUGUAUUGCCGUGAUGCUCCCUACGGCGAUUCAAACAUGCAGAAGAGACCUGGAUCUACACGCUCAUCAGACACACUUCUCGGCCGAGGUGCUGGCCUCGCUGGCGUCCGCCAUGCUGCUCCUGUGCAUAUGUCACAUGGCCAACUUUUACGACGACACGUCUCGGUUGAUGUACAUCGAGGCCAUGUCGCUGUCGCAGCGCCGACAUCUCUUCCCGACAGACGACGGCAACGAAACCCUCAGAGGCUUGCUGAACGGGGCGAGUCAGCGGGAAAAAUGGAAAGCGUGGGCGCGUGUCGAAAGCACCAAGCGGCUCUGCGUGUGUCUUUUGAUGGGAGACGCCAUGUUCUCCCACAAGUACGAGGUCAAGCCCAUGCUCCGCUUCGAACUGCUCGAGUACAUUGUCCCGGGCGACCUCGCGACCUUUGAGGCUCCAAACCAGGCUGUCUGGUGGAGGCGCUUGCUCCAGUCGCCGUCGGGGAGGAUGGUCACGUUGCACACGUUGAGUCUUCCGCGGUCAAUCGGCAAUUACGAAAUGCACGGGCUGUUGGCAAUCUGUUGGGCUCAAGUCUUGGAAGGACAACUCGACCGCCCAGGCGGUGCUGUCGACUCGGACUGCGCUCGGGCGGGCAGGCAUGAUAGGCAGGUUGGCGACCAUUCUCGCAUCCAGCGAACGGCCGCCGUGCUCUCGGGCCUGUACGACGCAUACAAAGACGCAUUCACAUCCCUCAACCCCAACUGUCUCGUGUCCUGGCACAACACGUGCAUGAGCCUCGCGGCAGAUCCGCUCCUCUUCCAAGACGCCGCCGGGAGGAACGGGGUCGCGCGGGCGCGGAUAGCCCGCAACGCCGUGGCUCAAUGGUGCAGAACCCCCACCGCGCGACGAGCAUGCCUCCACGCCGCGCAGACUUUCCGCAUCAUGAGCCAGCGAAAGAUCUCCGAAGGCAUGAUGUUCCAGUCGGAGACGGCGCUGUUCGAGUCUGCCCUCGUCCUGGGUCUGUACCUGUACUUGAGACCCGCCGUGCCUGGGGUGUCGGCGUGGGCGUCGUGGGUCGUCUCUGGAGGAGGGUGUGAUGAAGAUGAAGAAGAAGAAGAAGAAGAAGAAGAAGAAGAAGAAGAAGAAGAAGAAGAAGAAGAAGAAGAAGAAGAAGAAGAAGAAGAAGAAGAAGAGGAUGAUGCCCAAGGAGAAGAAUACGAACUAUUGGACGAUGUGGAUUGGACACGGAUCGGAGUGCUGGGGCUGAGCGAUUCAGUGGAAUGUCUGGGCGACGACGUCCCACGUUCGUCAAAUUCAAAUUCCCCAAGCCGACGGUUCAUACGAGACGGCGGCCUCACGAGCCUUUCAUUUGACGGCGUCACGUGCGCCCCCGGCUUCGCAUCUGCUCAGCGCAUCUUCCUCGCCUUUUCCACCCUGUUGAGCCAGGUCGCGCCGUGGAACGCUGGGAGGUAUUGCCCGAUCCUGCGGAGCUUGAGUGAUUGUAACUUGUAG
Molecule: messenger RNA, 2949 nt
Organism: Fonsecaea nubica
Lineage: Eukaryota; Fungi; Ascomycota; Eurotiomycetes; Chaetothyriales; Herpotrichiellaceae
Exons: 3
Coding region: 1-2949 (982 amino acids)
Biological process (GO): DNA-templated transcription; regulation of transcription by RNA polymerase II
Cellular component (GO): chromatin
Molecular function (GO): RNA polymerase II cis-regulatory region sequence-specific DNA binding; zinc ion binding; DNA-binding transcription factor activity, RNA polymerase II-specific
Source: RefSeq, a predicted model, not a curated record